Messenger RNA from Drosophila grimshawi, 1310 nucleotides. RefSeq names its product putative gustatory receptor 47b (gene Gr47b). Bases 46 to 1287 code for a protein of 413 amino acids. Lineage: Eukaryota; Metazoa; Arthropoda; Insecta; Diptera; Drosophilidae. The transcript has 3 exons. Gene Ontology annotation, biological process: sensory perception of taste. The record is from RefSeq and is a predicted model, not a curated record. Gene Ontology annotation, cellular component: membrane.
GCUAAAAGUUGACGUGCGUGCUUCCGGUUUUGAACAGUAUUAAGGAUGCAGUCGUUGCGGACAGACGGAUUCGUGGAUUGCUACGAUUCCAUGUACAGGCUUCUCUUCUAUGGUGGUGGCACCACCUUUCGUUUGGGUGAUGGUGGAACCAAAUCAACCCUGCAGAGAGUCAUCUAUGCGUUCGGUGUGCGUUUCUGUCUACUUUUUGGCUUCCUGGCUGGAAUUUAUGUUAAGCUGACCGAUCCGCAAAUGUCGCAGGCGAUGUUUAGCCACUUGUCGCCGCUGGUCAAGAUCAUCUUUACGUGGGAGUGCAUCUCCUGUAUCAUCACCUACGUAAGCUACUGUAUUUCGAUGGACUCGCACCGCUCCCGUCAUAUUAAAUUGUUGAUCAGCAUGCAGCUGCUGGACACGGAGAUAUCGGCAAAGUUUGCACAUGUCCGCUGGCGCUAUAAUCGCAGUCGCUCCAAAUAUUUGUAUGGCACUUUUGGUAUUCCCUGUGCCUAUGUGCUCAUUUCACUGGCUCUCAUGUUUGAUACGACUCGCUGCGACUGUGGCUACGUGUCCACAGUACUAAUUGCAAGCACUUACUCCUUGAUAACCAGCACUAUCGGGGGGGUUGGCUUCAUACACAUUGCCCUCAUGGACUAUCUGCGCAUACGCUUUCGUCUAAUCAUUAAGCUGGUGGGUCAGCAGUAUCAGGCAGCUGAAAAAACAGCUGGAGUCGAUUCGAUUGAGCUUCAGCGGAACAUGGAUAAGCUUUUUCAGUUCUCUAAGCGCUGCUCCCAGCUCUUAAAUGAUUUGAAUGACGUGUUUGGGUUUGUGGCUGCCGCUGGAAUAUUCUACGACUUUACGCACAUGACCUGUUUUGUGUAUAUGCUCUGCCAGAAGAUGCUCGUCCAUGAGCCGUGGGAUACACAAUAUGCAUUCCUAUCGCUGCAUAUGGUCACGUAUUUCUACAAGCUGCUAAUUACCAGCAUCUACGGCUAUUUGCUGCAACGUGAGAAACGCAACUGCCUGCGUCUGCUGAGCAACUAUGCGGCACAUUUUGGCAAUGUGGCGAGCGCACGGGAUCAGGUGGAGUGCUUUCAGUAUUGGCGUAUGCACAAUAAGCACAUAGCUACCAUUGGCAAGAGUGUUCCCAUCAACAUUUCCUUGAUCUACUUGUUCGUCAAUGCAUUGGCUAAUUACGUAAUUGUUCUGGUACAAGUGCUGUUCCAGCUGCAAGCUAAGGAUAUUCAUCAGGGACACACGAUCCCAGUACCCAAGGAUGUGGAGUUAAUAAAAUAACAACGACAACAAUACCCAAUGAA